This is a messenger RNA of Cladophialophora yegresii CBS 114405, 1026 nucleotides long. RefSeq lists its product as uncharacterized. The transcript has 2 exons. Lineage: Eukaryota; Fungi; Ascomycota; Eurotiomycetes; Chaetothyriales; Herpotrichiellaceae. The coding region runs from base 1 to 1026 and encodes 341 amino acids. The record is from RefSeq and is a predicted model, not a curated record.
AUGUCCGCGACGAUAUCAGCAUCACUCUCAGAGAAACGUACAAGGCGAAAACCGAAGCGCUUCGCGCCUCUGAACCCUGACGUCCAGCACGAUCCUCACCUCCCCAGAUUGAAAGGAAUUAUAUUCGACGUCGACGGCACAUUAUGCCUCCCGCAGAAUUACAUGUUCAAAGAGAUGCGCCAAGCACUGGAUAUCCCACGAUCAGUCGACAUCCUUGACCACGUCCGCUCGUUGUCCAACGAACCCGACUGUAAUCCCCCUUCGAGCGCUCAUUCAACUCUUCCAGAACGGUCACCUCAAUCCUCGACGGACACCUCUCAGCCACCUUCUGCGGACCUACUUUCGCCAGCCCUCCCCGACACUACGACCGAUAUAUCCUCAGGCGGAGAGACUGCUGCCGCGGGCGCGUCUUCGUUGGCGUCCUCGCCGGCAUCACAGCAAUCCAGUCCGCAAUCCCGCGCCGUGGCGGCAAUUCAAUCUAUUGAACGUAAAGCAAUGACUUCGCAACGGCCUCAACCAGGUCUCCAGUCGCUCAUGUCCUACCUUCAGCGACGAAAUGUGCGCAAAGGAAUUUGUACACGCAAUUUCCCCGCCCCGGUCCAUCACUUGCUGGACAGUUUCCUGCAAGGCGAGGAAUUCGGGACGUUUGAACCGAUCAUCACGCGCGACAGCGAGGGUGUGGCUCCCAAGCCGAGUCCCGAGGGAAUGUGGCGGAUCGCGGAACACUGGGGCCUACACACAGAAGACCAGGAUGGACUGGUAGAGUACAUCAAGGCCAACGGCGAGGGCGGAGAAGGGGAGUUUGAUCCUUUGGAAUUGGCAAAACGGUAUCUGGGAAGCGGAUUGAUCAUGGUGGGGGAUAGUCUUGAUGAUAUGGCGGCUGGGUAUAGAGCUGGGGCGGCUACGGUGUUGCUUGUCAACGACGAGAACCAGGACUUGGCGCGCCAUGAGUACACUGGGAGGAGUGUGCGGCGGUUGGACGAGCUGAUUGGGAUUCUUGAGAAUGGGUUCUCAGAGGACGCUUGA